Molecule: messenger RNA, 999 nt
Organism: Megalops cyprinoides (Indo-Pacific tarpon)
Lineage: Eukaryota; Metazoa; Chordata; Actinopteri; Elopiformes; Megalopidae
Product: trace amine-associated receptor 1-like
Exons: 1
Coding region: 1-999 (332 amino acids)
Biological process (GO): G protein-coupled receptor signaling pathway
Cellular component (GO): membrane
Molecular function (GO): trace-amine receptor activity
Source: RefSeq, a predicted model, not a curated record
AUGAAUUUCAGCCAAGCCUUCUGUUAUGAGUCGGUCAACAGGUCUUGCCCAAAGACCAUCUACCCAACAGCUAUACGCGGCCUGCUGUAUAUGUCUUGUAUGGCUGUCAUUGUUCUGACUGUAUGUGGAAAUCUACUCGUUAUCAUCGCCAUCACUCACUUCAAACAGCUUCACACGCCAAACAACUACCUCGUCCUCUCCCUGGCCGUGGCCGACCUCCUCUUGGGGGCGAUCAUCAUGCCCGCCAGCAUGGUGCGCUCUCUCGAAACCUGCUGGUAUUUUGGAGACUUCUUCUGUAAGAUCCACUCCAGCACAGACGUCAUGCUAAGCAAUGUGUCCAUUUUGAAUCUGUCUAUGAUUUCUAUUGAUCGUUACUAUGCUGUUUGUCAGCCCCUCCACUACCAGACCAAGAUCACGACCGCUGUAACAGUGAUCAUGAUUCUAGUCACCUGGAAUGUCUCUGUCAUCGUUGGCUUUGGGAUGAUAUUUCUGGAGCUGAAUAUCAGGGGUAUUGAAGAUUUUUACUAUGAUAACAUUCAUUGCGUAGGGGGCUGUUUUAUUUUCCAGGGUGUGGUUUCAGGCACUGUAGCUUCUGUUCUCUCUUUUUACGUUCCAGGGUUCAUUAUGCUCACAAUCUACCAUAAAAUCUUCCUAAUUGCACAGAAACAAGUCCGCUCCAUUGCCUGUCAGAAUGUGCACUCUGAAGCCAGAGCAAGCAACAUGGAGCGAAAAGCCACAAAGACCCUUGCAAUCGUUAUGGGGGUAUUCCUGUCAUGUUGGACCCCCUUCUUUGUGUGUAACCUCAUUGACCCGAUCAUUAAUUAUGCCAUUCCGGCAGUGUUAUUUGAUGCGCUUGUGUGGAUUGGCUAUUUAAAUUCAGCAUUUAACCCUAUUGUUUAUGCUUUCUUUUACAGCUGGUAUAGGAAAGCUUUCAGAAUGAUCAUUGUUGGGAAAAUAUUUCAGAUGGGUUCUUCCAGGACAAAACUAAGCAGUGACUGA